Lipotes vexillifer (Yangtze River dolphin) is the source of this 1538-nucleotide messenger RNA. It is a transcript of the gene SMS, whose product is annotated as spermine synthase. The record is from RefSeq and is a predicted model, not a curated record. Gene Ontology annotation, molecular function: spermine synthase activity. NCBI's taxonomy places the organism in Eukaryota, Metazoa, Chordata, Mammalia, Artiodactyla, Lipotidae. Gene Ontology annotation, biological process: spermine biosynthetic process. The coding region runs from base 1 to 1065 and encodes 354 amino acids. The transcript has 12 exons.
AUGCUGGGCGCCAAAACUGAUGGUGAGACCAUUCUGAAAGGCCUCCAGUCCAUUUUCCAGGAGCAGGGGAUGAUGGAGUCGGUGCACACCUGGCAGGACCAUGGCUAUUUAGCGACCUACGUAAACAAAAAUGGCAGCUUUGCCAAUUUGAGAAUUUACCCACAUGGAUUGGUGUUGCUGGACCUUCAGAGUUACGACGGUGAUGCGCAAGGCAAAGAAGUUGACAGUCUUUUGAACAAAGUAGAAGAAAGAAUGAAAGAAUUGAGUCAGGACAGUACUGAGCGGGUGAAGCGAUUACCACCCAUAGUUCGAGGAGGGGCCAUUGACAGAUACUGGCCCACUGCAGAUGGCCGCCUGGUUGAGUACGACAUAGAUGAAGUGGUGUAUGAUGAAGACUCACCUUACCAGAACAUUAAAAUUUUACACUCAAAACAAUUUGGAAAUAUUCUCAUCCUCAGUGGGGAUGUUAAUUUGGCGGAAAGUGAUCUGGCGUAUACCCGGGCCAUCAUGGGCAGUGGCAAAGAAGAUUACACUGGCAAAGAUGUACUGAUUCUAGGAGGCGGAGAUGGGGGCAUAUUAUGUGAAAUAGUCAAACUGAAACCAAAGAUGGUCACUAUGGUAGAGAUUGACCAAAUGGUGAUUGACGGAUGUAAGAAAUACAUGCGAAAAACAUGUGGUGAUGUCCUAGACAAUCUUAAAGGAGACUGCUAUCAGGUUCUAAUAGAAGACUGUAUUCCAGUACUGAAGAGGUACGCCAAAGAAGGGAGAGAGUUUGAUUAUGUGAUUAAUGAUUUGACAGCUGUUCCAAUCUCCACAUCUCCGGAAGAAGAUUCCACAUGGGAGUUUCUCAGACUGAUUCUUGACCUCUCAAUGAAAGUAUUGAAACAGGAUGGGAAAUAUUUUACACAGGGGAACUGUGUCAAUUUGACUGAAGCCCUGUCACUCUAUGAAGAACAGCUGGGGCACCUGUAUUGUCCUGUGGAAUUCUCGAAGGAGAUUGUCUGUGUCCCUUCAUACUUGGAAUUGUGGGUAUUUUACACUGUUUGGAAGAAAGCUAAACCUUGAAAAUCAAUUUCCCCUAAUCGUGUGUGCUGCAAAUAGCCUUCCUGACCUUCAUAUGCUGUACAUGACAUCGAAAGGAGUCAGGCAAUUAAUUGUGAAUUCCUUCAAGUUUCCUUUUUUUAAUUAUUUUUUAAUUUAAAAAUCAAAUGGAAAAUGUAUAUUUUGAUGAACUAGGGUGUUAUUUUUUUGAAGGAUGAUUAGACAGCACAGUGAAGGCUGCUAAAUGCACUGAACCUCUAGAAUGUGAUUUUUGUUUUUGUUUUUGUUUUUCUGUGUGGGCUUCUUUUGUUUCUGUUUUGGUAGACUUCGAGUUUGAUUGUUUGGAGGAAUGAACAUCAUUGUUUUCUUCUGGAGGGAAGCUCUUGACGGGAGUUUCUUUUCCCCCCAAAUUGACAUACGUAUUAAAAUUGGGUGCUUAUAAGGAAAGACUUUAAAAAAUGAAUAGCAAUGCUUUGAUUAAAAUUACAAAUGAGAAA